AUGGGUUUCACGUGGAGCUUGUGGGCUGCCCAGCGGAUCAACGAGUACCAGGGCCACGUCUCGCACUACGUGUACGUCGACAACCUGGGGGUGGCCUCCACCGACCAGCCCAUCGUCACCGAUGCGAUCGCACAGCUGGUUGAGGGCUUCGACCAGCGCGGCCUCCUCCUCCACGGCAGCUCCGUGGGCACCGAGGUCGAGACGCUGGGCGCCGAGGUUUCGGGGGCCCUCUGGAGGACGAGAGUGGCGCAGAAGCGUUUCUGGCUCAUUCGACAGGCCCUGAACGGCCUCCUGCGACGCCGCCGCCUCACGGGCUGGGCGGUCGAGGUCCUGGUGGGCCACUGCACGUUUGCGGGAUUGCUGAGCAGGGGUACGUUGAGCGUAUUCCACGCGGUCUACGCCUUCAUGCGGAAGUCAUACGCCGAGCCCAGCGUGCUGUGGCACGAGGCCCGCAAGGAGCUCGAGACGUUCCGAGGCCUCCUUAUCUUCUUGGAGAGUGAUUGGGCGCUGCAGUGGAACGAUCUGGUGGUGGCGACCGACAGCAGCUUGGAGGCAGGAGCUGUCGCGACCACCCGAUGGCCUCGUUCGCUGGUGGCCGAAGUGGGCCGCGCGCAGGAGCGCGCCCGCUUUCGGGGGCCCGCGGCGGCCGAGACCGACGGCGCUGCCGGGGCGGCGCUGGAGGCGGCGGGCUUCUGGCGCGACGCCGAUGGCGAGUGGCGGCUGGCCGAGGGCGUGGUCGACGACGACGAGCAGGCCGCUGCGUGGGAGGCGGGCCCCUCCUUCCCGGAGGUGCACGCCGCGGGCCUGGCGAGCAGCCGCUGGCGCACCGAGCAGGUGCAGCGCUGGCGAUUCGGGGAGGGCAUCCUUACUGAGGAGGCCCGAGCACUGGUGAUUGGCGUUCGACGCGUUGCCCAGUCUGCGUUCGGUGCCGCCUGCCGUCAGCUGAUUCUGUCUGACAACAUGUCAGUUGUAGUGUCUUUUAACAGGAGUCGUGCUAAAGAGUUUGCUCUCCUCGUCCAGGUCCGCAGGUUUCAAGCCUACUGUCUCGCAAGGAAUCUGAAGGUGUCUGUGAGGUGGGUUCUCUCUGAGUUGAACCCCGCCGAUUAUGGGUCUCGCGUUUUUGAUAAGAAAGGGGCUAAGGAGUCUCUUGGUGCACUUCUUCCAGAUACAUUUUUUCUCAGAGGAGUCCAGGUCUAA
Messenger RNA from Prorocentrum cordatum, 1197 nucleotides. The record is from the annotation of a GenBank genome assembly. NCBI's taxonomy places the organism in Eukaryota, Dinophyceae, Prorocentrales, Prorocentraceae.